Messenger RNA from Diaporthe batatas, 879 nucleotides. RefSeq lists its product as uncharacterized. The record is from RefSeq and is a predicted model, not a curated record. The coding region runs from base 1 to 879 and encodes 292 amino acids. Lineage: Eukaryota; Fungi; Ascomycota; Sordariomycetes; Diaporthales; Diaporthaceae. The transcript has 4 exons.
AUGGGAGGGAUAGGUGAUUGCGACUUCAAGAUCGCUCAGAUCAGCCGAGUUAAGAGCAAGGGCUACAUCAACCACGCAUUCGAAUCCGUCUGGCUCGUGGAGAACGUCACCCACAUCGUGCACAAGGCCUGGCCCAUGAGCGCAACACGCCCCACCGGCGCCUACGAGCCCCAGUUCCAGGUGAUGCGGAACCUGCUCGACAUUGUGCGCGAGGCAGCGACAGUGCCAGGAGGGCGUGGCAGCGCCAACUCGAACGCCCAGGGCCGGAUCAUCGGGCUGAGCCACGACGCCCGCGUGCCCGAGCGCCGCGUGCCGCUCGAGGCCACCCGGCCCAGCGGCUACACUGGCACCGAGGCCAAGUGGGUGUGCGAGCGACUGCUCGACGAGACACUGAACCACCACCCAGGGCUCUUCCGCGCCAUGGUCGUGCGCCCGGGCCAGAUCCACUUUGCCUUCCUGGCCAAGUCGGCCCAGAGCCUGCGCACGUGGCCCCACCUCGCCGGCACCCAGCAGUGGAUCCCCGUCGACCUUCACGCCGCCGCCGCGGCCGAGCUCGUGCUGAACCCCCACGCCUUGUAUCCUGUCUACCACCUCGACAACCCGGGUGGCCAGCUCUGGGAGAGAAUGUCGCCCGUGCUGUGCUGCGCCCUGGGCCGAGUUCGCACGUCGCCGCUCGCUGAGGCGGACAGUCCGGCGGGGCGGCAGGCCAUGGCCGGGUUCUUGGGCGCUCGCUUUGAGCGCAGGUCGUGCGGUGGCCUGAUGCUCGACGUCGAGAGGGCCAAGGAACACAGCGUGACCAUGGCCGGCGUGGGGCCCGUCAGUCCUGAGUUGGCUAUUAGGUAUAUAGUUGAGUGGAGGAAGAUGGGUUUCUUGAAUUAG